CCACAUAGAGCUGUUGUUUAUGUCCACACACACAAGCGCAAAAGUGACAAGAAUAUAAAUGGGCAUGUGGAUAAUUUGAAGAGACUUAUAGCUGAACAACUAGCUUUAGCGGAUGCUAGUAAAGGAAAGACUGCUUGGAAAGGAGAUGCAUUGAACCAAAUACUAGGAGAUGACAAGCCUGGGCGUGUGCAUGGUCUUGGACUAGUUCCAAAGCCUAAACAAGUGCUUGAUGUGCCAACUUCCCGACGUUUGCAGAAUAUAAAUCUUACUACAGUGGAGGAUAACUCCAGUGAAGAUGUAAUGGCUAUUAGACUGCAGAUGGAAAAGUUAGAACGCCAUGUUGAGAAUAAUGAUGCUGAACUUUUACAAUUAAAAGAGAAGGCAACCAAGUUGGAAAAGGCACAAAAGAAUCAGGGAGGUUUAGAUGGAGCGUCAACAAACAAAAAAGCUAUUUGUGAUGACGUACCUAAUUCAAAAAGGAGGAGAGUGUAUGGUGACAACCCCUCGCAAGAAAUUUGUAUGUUUGAGGAGGGAAACAUUAUGGAUCAGCAGGACAACAGUUUGAUGAAUACACAAAGCCAUGUGCACGAUGAGAAUUUGCAACCACCAACCAAGCAUUCUACUGUUUACAAGAAUACACAGUCUUUGGGCCAGAAUCACAGUGGGAAGCAAAGGAAGAUUACUUCCUGUGCAAACAAGCGCAAAGGAAAUUUGGACCAGAAUGAGCUUAUGCAACCAGGGAAGAGUAUUUCUAGUGCAUACAAGAAAGUGUAUGGUGACGGUCCCUUGCAAGAAAUUUGUCAUGUUGAGCAGGAAAACAUUGUGAUGAAUUCACAAAGCCAUGUUCAAGAUGAGGAUAAGACACCACCAACCAAGCAUGCUACUGCACACAAGAACAAACGAACCUUUGGCCUAAAUGACCAUGGGAAACAGAUGGAGAUUAUUUGUGCCAAGAACAAGAAACCUGACAAUCAGGAAAGCCAUAUGGUACAUGCACAUAAAGUUGGUGGUGCAUACAAGGUUGUUUUUUUAUUCACCAUGUUUACAAAUAUCAGUCCAUUCAAACUAUAACAUGCAUGAUU
Messenger RNA from Oryza sativa Japonica Group (Japanese rice), 1082 nucleotides. NCBI's taxonomy places the organism in Eukaryota, Viridiplantae, Streptophyta, Magnoliopsida, Poales, Poaceae. The record is from RefSeq and is a predicted model, not a curated record.